GUCAAAAAAAGAUGUAAACACAAGAGCACCUGUCAAAUGUGCGGUGUUGAAUAUUGUUGAAUUUAAAUAAAAUAAUAAUGAUCAUGUGAUAAUUAAAUUGUUUAAUCACCACUUAACAAUGGCAACUCAAGAAAAACUUUUGAAAUCCUUGGAAGGUCUUCAACAAUUAAUAAAUAUAAAAGGAGAUAAUAUUUCCAGUCGUAAAAAGGAAAAAGUACAACAUUGUCACUUCAUAACCGAAGCAAUAACCAACUCGGCGAUUAAAAUAGCCCCAAAUUUUAGCCAGCUGUUGAGUUUUACGUUUGAGACGUUACUUGAACUUUGUAAUGAUGCGGAAGCGGAUAUUCGUACGAUAGCGGAUGAAUCGUUAAAUAAAAUAAUAAGGGUAUUAAAUGUUGAUAAUAUUGGAAAAAUACAAUUGGAAUUACAUAAAGAAAUAAAGAAAAACGCGGCAGCCAGGUCUUUAAAAGCUGCUUUAUGGAGAUUUGGAAACCUUGCUCAUAUGAUAAGAGUUUAUAAAGGAAAACCUUAUGUUGUUAAUUUAAUUCCUUGCAUUGUUAAAAUUUCGGAACGAGAGGAAGAAUUUUUACAUGACACAUUAACAGAAUCACUUCCGAAAAUUUUAAAAAUUCUUGGUUGUUUUACAAACGAUGGUGAUGUUAAAACUUUAAUGAAGGCGUUUUUAAAAAAUAUUUGUCAGCCUUCUCCUGGUAUUCGAAGGAAUUCUGCUAAAUGUAUAUUAAUUUUAUGUCUAAACUGUAGAAGGCCGUAUUACUUUAUGGUUUAUGCAUUAAAUCAGUUAUUAGAUUUGUUGUUACCAGUGGAUAAUGAGUGUAAUAGUUUUACAAUUUUGGGUGUUUUGGGUGGGGUUAAAGUUAUACUACCUAAUUUAAAUAAAAAGGAAGAUUAUCAAGAAAUGGUUAAUAGUUUUGGAGCUAAAAAGGAUUUACAAGAAAUUGUUGUUUCUUUAGAUAGACAGAUACAAAUUUAUGAACUUUGCCUGCAUUAUUUAUCUUAUAAUGAUCAUAACAUUAUUAAUAUGGCUUUAGAAACAUUAAAUAUUUUAUUACAAAAUUGUCAAAAAGAACUUAAAGAAGUUUUAUUAUCAAAAUCUGGUAUAACUCAAAGCAAAAUUAAACAUAUUGAUCCAGAUUUAAAUAAAGGAUCACCUUAUGAGAUGAGUAUAGCUUCUUCAAGAAGUUCAGAGGAGAAGCUGUUAGACUCGUUAUCUGACCCAUUAACGAGUGACAUUGAGAAAUGGAUUGAUCAGUCGACUUUAUCAAUUAUCAAUGUUAAUUAUACCUCGUUAACGAAAAAUUUGCAAGAUGAAUCAAAAUUGUCUUUAAAUUUUGAUAAUGUUGAUACUGGCGAGGUGGAUUUUGGUGAAAUAUCAAAAAGCAAUUCGGAUUUGGAAGAAAUUGCAAAAACUGAUGGCAGUUUUGAUAAUAUUAAUGCUUCUGAAGUUGAAAUUGGAUCGCAGUAUAGUUAUUUAGCAGAGGAUACUGUUUCAAUAAUUACUCUAACAGAUGUUACUCAGGAUAUUGACAUUGGAUCAUUCAAAGAUAUAAAUGUGCCAUUAAUUUACUGUAGCCGUUUAAUAGUAAAAUCGUUUUUAUUAACCGGUCAACCAAAAGGAUUAAUCCCCGAUCGAAACGUACGAGUUUCCGUAAAAAAUUUAGCAUUAACUUGUUUAGGAUCGAUCAUUCAAUUAUACCCCGAUAUACUCCUAUUAAAUCUCGACGUAAAUUACACGAAAAACACGCUUGAACCUAAACAGUUCAUCUCCGACAUUUUAUUAUUUGAAAAUGAUCCAGAUCCGCAGUUAGCUGGAAUAACCAGGAUUGUGGUCGGUUUAUUUUUACAAGCCGUUUUAAAACUAAGCUAUGGUAAAUACGAAGAAUGGUUGAAUUCGAAGAAUUGCGAUAAUGACCGAUUUAAAAUUGAGAAUUUAGUACAAAUUUUAAUAAGGGGUUUUGAACAUAAUUCAUCGAUUUGUGUCCGCCAAAGUUUAUCAUCUUUAAAUCAUUGUAUGAAAGAAAUGUUGUAUUCUGAUAAAUGUGAGUGUGUUUUGCCAAUUUUAAAGGUUUUGCCAUUAUUAGCAAAAGACCCUUAUUGGUUGGUAAAGAUUAAAUUGGUUGAAAUUGUAACUCAUUUUGAAUACAUUACAAUUGAAUAUGUAACUGGUGAUCCAGAAUUCCAAAAUAAAAUUGUUUACAACGUUCUUUUGGAAUUGUUAAAAGAUGAGGAUCAAAGAGUUAGAAAUGCUACGUCAAAUUCAAUCGUAAAGAUUAUGCCUAUGUUGUACUUCCAACAGCAAACUCCAAAUCAAAAUGUAAUAAUAAAUAAAGCCAUCGAAUACAAAAAUAAGUAUUUAAAAAAUAUAAGCAAUUUAAAUGCGGGGAUAAACGUUUUUAAAAACUCAUUUUUAAGCACUGCUCCUUUUCCUUUUAACGUUUCAAGUGAUUCAGAGAUUGAAGGGAUUGAAUUUGGGUUAUCUAGAAUAAUAUUAAAGUUACACGAGACUUUAUUGACUUCGACGUCAAAACAACAUAUCUAUGGUUGUAUAGAAACUUUGUGCUUAUUAAGUCAAACUUAUUCUUGUACAGUUUAUAAAUCGUCAUGGAAUUGCUUUAAAAAUUUUAAUUUCCAACAAGAAAAAACAAUUUUUCAAAGGAGUAAUUCGAUAAUUGGAAAUAUUUCAUCGAUUUGUGAAUCGAACGUUAGUUGUGCAAAAGAUUUAUUAAACAUAUCUAUUUCUUUGUUUUCACAUAUAACGGUUUAUGACUUAAAUUUUCAUUCGAAUCUUCUAAAAUUUACAGGAAAUCUUUUCGCUGGAAAAUGUUUACAAGAUUUACAAUUAUCAUCAGAUACCUUAGAAAAUAAUCGACCUCUUUGGGAUAUGUUUAACGAUAAAAUUCUUCGUGAAUUAAGCGAAACAUUUUUAACACACAUAAUAAAAUUAUUAAAUGUUUUUAUGCAUGUUAUCGAAGAAAUAACCCCGCAAAUAAUCGUUCCCAAACCGGUUUUACCAAAUUUACCACCCGCCAGUACUUUAUCGCCGUUAAAACGACGUAAAAGCGAUUUAGACAAGAAAUUAUUAACAAGCGUUAAAACUGACAAAGAUGAAAAAAUUGAAAAGAAGCCGGAAAAUGUUAAAAACAUUUCGAUGGGUUAUUUUGCGAAUUUACCUCAUUACAUGAAGAUUUAUGACAUUCUUCGAAUGGCUUAUUUAAAUUAUAAGAUAACGUUAGAUUCUUCAGCCUCAGAAAAUUUAUUAAAUUUUUUAAAAACAACUUUAUCCGCUUUAUGUCAAAUUUUAGAGGUUGCUACUAUUACGGAAACUGGAAGAAUAGCGGAUGAUAUCUUAAGAUAUCUUCGAGCUUCUUUUUAUUUAGACCAAGCGUCUACCGUAAGUUGUGUUCAUCAGUUAUUGAAAAGUCUUUUUGGAAAUAAUCUUACGAGUGGAAUGAAUUGUGUUAAUUUGGAAAAUCGAAAAGAACAGAAACCACACAAUGAGGAUGGGUUUUAUUACAAUUUAUUUCAACGUCCUUACACAGAAUUAACGAAUUAUAUUGACUGUUUAAAUAGCAUGGAUAAGGUUGAAUGCGAUAGUGAUAAUACUGUAAUGGGUUAUUUACAUAGAAAAGAAAUUAAGAAACCUGUGCCAAAAGGUUCUGAUAAAAUCUUAGCAAAUUAUAUUCGUAUUUUUGAACCUAUGGUCAUCAAGUCUUUAAAGCAAUACACAAUUUCAAGCGACGUUGUCCUUCAAUGUAACGUUCUUCAGCUUUUAAGUCAACUGGUUCAACUUCGAGUAAACUACUGUCUUCUCGAUUCCGAACAAAUUUUUAUCGGAUUCGUUCUAAAACAAUUCGAAUUUAUCGAAGAAGCUCAAAUACCGGAACCUGAAAAAUUAAUCCCAAAAAUUUUUAAAUUCCUCGUUCAUUUAUCGUACAGUAAACACCAUUCAAAAAGUAUAAUAAACGUACCGAAAAUAAUCCAAUUAUGCGACGGUUUAAUGGCAAGCGGACAAAAGCCGACUACUUAUUGUAUACCGGCUUUAGAACCGAUCGUUGAAGACAUAUUUUUGGUAAGAAAUAAAUCGAAUACGGCGGAUUUUAAAGAAUUAGAAACAACAAGGGAGGUUUUAUUAUCGAUGUUAUUGAGAUUAAUCGAGUAUAAGGAAGUUAUAGUUUUGUUGACGUUGAUUUUAAACGAUAGUAAAUAUUGCGAAAACAGCGAUAAAUGGCAUAGAUGGUCAAAACAAGUUUUCGACGUAUUUUUAACGAUGUUAAAACAUAAUAAAAUAAGAUUGAACGAUGGAAAAACAAUUGAAGCUAUUAUGAAAUUAUUGCUUGUUAUGAAUCCGGGCGUUUUUAAAAAUAUUAAUGACAUUUUAGUUUGUUUAUAUCAAAAAUGUCCAUUAAACGGCGAUGCAAUUAGUAAAUACCUAGGAAAAAAUUUAAUUAUUUUAUUAAUUUUAACUCAUAUAAAAGAAGACGUUUUACUUAGUAAAAUAAGCGAAGCUUCAACAGAUUUUGAUCCAAGUAGUAUUUUUGAUCAUAUUGAAAUAACUCCGGAUCCUUUAAAUGUAAUCAAUAACAUUAAUUAUUUUCAAAGAAUACAACCUGAGGUGGCUUUUGUAAAAUUAAUUUUUAAAAUACUCCAAGUUACUUCAGUGAAUUGUGUAGAUGAAUUUGAUGAGUUUCUAGUUGAAGAACUGUUUUAUUUUAUGGUUAUUGUUUCAUAUUUAAUGCAGUCUGGUAAUUAUUCUAAGAUAUCAAAUACAGCAAUAUCACUAAUUAAUACAAUUACAUCUGAAGAUAAAAUCCCAAUAGACGUUAUAAAUACCAACUUUUUAAAAAUCGGUGUUUUACACCCUACUUUAUUGUUUCAAUGGUGUUAUCUUUUAACAGUAUUAAAUUAUCAUAAUAAUAAUUUUUGGAAUGUGUUGUUAAACAAUGAUUUAACAUGUAAAAAUACAUCUUUGCAUCAAGAAAUUAUUCGAUUAGGAGUAUCUAUAACUUAUUGUGAGUAUUUGACGGAAAAUGUACAUAGCGUAGAACAAUUAAAAUCAUUUUUAUACCACAACAUUAACUUAAUAAUUGAAUUAUGUGAUGAAAUACCGGUUCAUGAAUUUAUAGCAACUUUACACAGAGAAUCAAAUACUAGUCUAUUAAUAUUAAAAUCUAUAGAAGAUAAAUCAAAAAGAAAUCACAAGCCUUCUUAUUUAACAAAAAUCCUAAAAUGUCUUGAAAACACCAACAACCACCAAACGGGUUAUUUAAUCACUCUAUUAAUAAAAAACUUUUUAAAUUGUCGCCAAUUAGCACUUCAACGUUCCGUGUCAAUUUUAACAAGUCGAAAAGUUGAAUAUUUAUUAACUUUAACACAAGAUGAGGUCCAUAAUCAAUUAAGUAAAGAAAACUUAACGAUUAUAAUGACCGAUUUUAACGAUAGUAAUAAAUUUGCCAAAAGGAACGAGGGGCUUUUAAGCGUUUUAAAUAAAUUGGCCACACAAUUUUAUAAUUUACCACCUUUGGAGUUAAAUCAAAGAAAGUGUGUUAAUCCGGAUUUUAUUAAAAAAAUGGAAAUAAAUAAAACGUGGUAUUUAAAUGAGAUUAAAAAUAAAUGUCGAGAUGUAAUGGAAUGUAAUCAAAUUGCCGAACUUUUAAAAAUUUUGGAUUAUAAUGAUGUUAUCGGUGUUAUGGCGGAAAAAAAUUUUAAUAAGAUGAUAUUGAAAGACGUGUUUAAGAAGGAAGAUAAAAAAGAUGAAUUAGAUUUGUUAAAAGCAGCCGUUGACGUACUUUUUGAAGAAUUAAAUCAGUUUAUUUUAUUAUCACCAAAAAAUGAUGAUGACAAAUUUUCAAAUCAAGAUUUUUGGAAUACUUUGCAAAACUUAAUUCCCAGCGUAAUUGCUUACAUUGAAUUGGAUUUAAAAAUUCCCGACUCGCAUAUAAAAAAUAUCUGCAUAUUUUUUGUAACAGUUUUAGAGUCGAUAACAUAUUUAAUAAGAAUCGAUAAAACCGAAGUAAACGUCCAUUUUAUAAGUAAAUCGCUUGAAUGCGCUUGUACAGUUCUAAAAAAUAAUCAAUUAAUUAAUAUGUUAUCAUUACAAGAAAGUUCAAUGUGGGUGAGUUCUUCCACAAAAGUAAUUUUUAAACUCGUCUCGUUUUUGCUGUUAGAUUUCGAACCUUUACCUAUAUUUACAAAAAAUAAUUUAAAGCCAGCUUUAGAUGAUAUAGAAACGUCUGCAAUCGCAAACGCAUCGUAUCAACUUUACGUUUUGAUCGGUUGGAUCGAAAGUUUACAAGUUAAAGAACGAAGAAUACCUCUAACGCUCUUUAAACCGAUUAAAAAAAUUAUCAUUCUUUUAUCACGUUUACCACAAGUUAAUUCUUACGUUUUAACACCCCCGAGUUCUUGGAAAAAUGGUUGGAACGUUGAAUUAAUCGGACCGUUUAAAAAUCAAGUUCCCCCACUUCCUGUUGAUUAUAUGCAACAAAUAGAUGUUUUGGAAGAGUUUAUUUAUCGGAUAAAUUUGUUGGGUUGGAGAAAUAGGCAGCAAUUUGAAGAGACUUGGAUGUGCUUGUUGAGUGUUUUAAGUUCAAAUGUUGAAGAAGAUUGUUUAGAGGAUACAAAUAGAUUAGCUCACGCUACUGGGUUAGCUGUUAGUGCGAUAACUUCGAUUUUAGUUCUAACUUUGUAUUAUCCUAAUCCCGGGAAUAGAAAUACCUCUAAAAUUAUUCAUGUAUCAAGAGAUUCUGUGAUUAAGAAUAAUUCAGCUAGCAUUAAAAAAUUAAAAUUAAUCCAAAAAGAUUUAAUAGAAAAAGUUAACUCUUUAAAUAUUCAAGAAGAAGAAACAAAAAUAAUAAACGUAUUUGAUAAGCAGAAUUUAGAAAAACACCACUCGUUAUACUCAAUAGGUCAAAUUUCUAUAGAAUACUUAUUGAUAUCAUCAAAAAUAGUGGAAGAACUCGACGAAGAAAACCCAAUAGUCCAACUUUAUCAUAAAAACCAAUCCAACUUAAUCGAGUGUGGGGUAGAUUUAAAUUCUUGUAUACAAUUUUUACUAGAUUUAUAUUCGCAAUGGCUUAAUGAUCAAAUUCAUUCUAACGAACAAAAUUUAGCUCCGUUAAGGGUUGUAAACGAAGUGAUUAAGUCAGUGUUAAUAAUUUCGGACCUUUUCUUAGAGAAGACCCAGUUCCAGUGGAUGUUGGAUUCUAUGUUAAAUUUUUCGAAAAAUCAUGCUUCAGAAGAUGAAAUUCUUCAUCAAUAUGUUAUUAUUAAUAUUUCAAAAGCAGUUGCUGUGUUAAAUCCAGAUAUGGAAGUUUAUGAAUACAUUAAAAGAUUAAUAUCGCAAGGAUUGAAAAGUGCUUUCUUGGCGAUGAGAAUCGCAAGUUUACAUGGAUUAUUAUACUUAUUGCAAGGUUGUAUUCUUUCCAAUACAGUUAUUGGAGGAAUUUCUGAAGAGUUACAGUUGUUUUUACCUUUAAUCACUGAGUAUGUGCAGUGUAAUAUGAAUACAACAAACAAUGUGUUAAUGAGAUCGCAAGAUCAUAAUUUAUUAUUAUGGGCAAUCACAUUUUACGUAAUCGAACAUGUAAAAGAGAUUCAUCUUCCAAUCGAUUUUGUUGCAAAUUCUGUUCAAUCAGCCAUUAGUUUAUUAAACGAACAAAAGUUUACUAAAGUUUUUUAUACGGCAGUGAUAAAAGGUCUGGAAAGAUUAAUAAUUACAAAAUGUUUACCUGAACGUCUUCAUGAACAAAUUACUAAAUUAGCUGUUGAUAAAAUGAAAGAUAAUAAUCCAAUUUAUGCAAUUCCAGCUGUUCAAUUAUUAAUUAGUUGUAUGUACAUUGAAUGUGAAGAUCAAUUAGAAGAAACAGAAAAAUCAAACGGAAUAGUAAAAACAACACCAGAUAAUUUAGUAAAAACGAUCGAAAAAGUAUCGGCGAUAUUUGAUAAAAUAAAAAAAGGAAAUCUUUUCGACGUGGAAAUACUUUGCGCAAUCAUCCCAAACAUUUUAAACGAUUUCUUUUUACCAUCCGACAUUUUAACAAAAGUAGUCGGCGAAUUUCUAUCGCCACAACAAAAUCAUCCAAAACUUUUAAGUCGCGUUGUUUUUCAAGUAUUUGAAAGUGGAAUAAAGCAAAAUCAACUUCCGUUGCUUCAAGAUUGGGUUGUAUUUAGUUUAUCGAAUUUCGCGCAAUCUUUUUCGGUGGGAAUGGCAACCUGGUAUCUGACUUGCUUCUUUAUAAGCGCAAGUACGAACCGGUGGUUAAGAUCGUUUUUUCCGUACGUUCAAUCGAGAAUCGGUCGAUACGAAUACGAAGAUAAAAAAUUGUUGUGUAUAACGGGGAGCGAUUUUUAUAGAAAUUUAACGACCGAUAAACAAAGGGAAACUUUCAUCGAUACCUUCCGUAAAAUUAAAAAUCAAGUCGAUAUGCCCUAUAAUAAUUUAUUGGCGUCUUUGUAAACGGAAAUAAAACUGGUUUUUAGAAACUAUAUAUUUUUUGAAAAGAUAAUGUUAUAAAUAUGUAUUAUAAUAUGAUAUUUUGUUGUUGUAUGUAUAGUAUAAUUUAAGACUAUAAGGAUAAUAAUAAAAAUAAACAUAGAAAUUAAACAAAUUUUAUUUAU
Onthophagus taurus is the source of this 8634-nucleotide messenger RNA. It is a transcript of the gene htt, whose product is annotated as huntingtin. The record is from RefSeq and is a predicted model, not a curated record. Gene Ontology annotation, cellular component: nucleus; cytoplasm. NCBI's taxonomy places the organism in Eukaryota, Metazoa, Arthropoda, Insecta, Coleoptera, Scarabaeidae.